AUGACGCCGCGUGCGGCAAGUGCGAGACGUAUCCAACCGUAUCGCGCUUGGCGCCGACGAGACAGUUCUUCGGUACCAGCAUAUACCGGUCUCUCAUUGGUUCUUAUUUUGCUUCUAUACCACGUGACCAAUCACAGAACGAAUAACAUCACGGAGGGGGUCUAUGAGAAUUUGUCGAUUUACGUGAUUGGUCGGAUUUCAUAUGGGCUUUUCGAAUAUGCCUCCGAAUUUGUGCAACUUUCGCAUUUCGCUAUUUAUCUUGUUGAAUUCUCGAAAACCAUGUACGUUCCGGUAAAAGAAAUUCUCAGCCUUUACACUUCCCAAAUAACGUUAUUAUAUCGCCCACAUCGCGUAGAACGCACCGCCGCGAGCGCCCCGGGGACGACGAUCGAGCCCGGGGGGAUGCGGAUCUCACGGUCCCGCGCGCUUAUCGCGUUAUGCGUCGUGUGUUGCACGCGCAUGCCCGGGGCGGUCGCCGCGCCGUUCGCGGACAAGGACGCGCUCAAGACGGCGGUCAGAAAUUGUUUGGGGAACGUCACAUCGGGGGCCAACUGCUGCUCGACGGACCCGAACUGUGCGAACCCGAGCUCGGCGCGAUGCGGCGCCGCGGGGUGCGACGACAUGCCCAAAUGGGACACGAGCCUCGUGACGGACAUGACGUCCUUGUUCUCCACGUGCAGUGGCCAUUGGUCGUGCGGGGGCGUCGUCUUGGACACGAGCUCAUUCAACGAAAACAUCACCGGGUGGGAUACCUCCAAGGUCACGCACAUGAAUACCACGUUCUGGGACGCUGCCGCGUUUAAUCAAGCCAUCGGCUCGUGGGAUACCUCGCAGGUCACGGACAUGAGGAUGAUGUUCCGUGGCGCCGCCGCGUUCGAUCAAGCCAUCGGCUCCUGGAUUACCUCCAAGGUCACUGACAUGGGGCAAAUGUUCUUCGGCGCCGCCGCGUUCAAUCAAGCCAUCGGCUCGUGGGAUACCUCCAAGGUCACGAACAUGGCGGCAAUGUUUUAUAACGCCGCCGCGUUCAACCAACCCAUCGGCGACUGGAACACCUCGCAGGUCCCGGACAUGUGGUACAUGUUCUAUGGCGCCGCCGCGUUCAAUCAACCCAUCUUCUCGUGGGAUACCUCCAAGGUCACGGGCAUGCGGUACAUGUUCCAAAAUGCCGCCGCGUUCAACCAGCCGAUCGACUCGUGGGAUACCUCGCAGGUCACGGACAUGGGGUCCAUGUUCGAUGGCGCCGCCGCGUUCAAUCAAGCCAUCGGCUCGUGGGAUACCUCCAAGGUCACGUACAUGGACUCCAUGUUCACUGGCGCCACCGCCUGGCAAACGAGGUACGCGAACUGCGGCUACUCCUACUCCCACUCCGCCUGCGGCGAGUUCAUGUCGUACUCGAGCUCGGCAGACUCAACUUCUGGUCCACCCCGCGCGUGGGUUCGCAAAGACAACGCGUGCGACGCCGCCGUGCCUCCUGCCAACGGCGCCGCGGGCACCUGCUCAGACACCCUUGCGAGCGGGUCGUCGUGUCAGCCCGCGUGUGACACGGGAUAUACAUUCUCGGGGACGUCGUCGUCGUGUUUCAAUCGGGUGCUGACGUCUAAUGCUACGUGCUCCCCAAACCCGUGCGAUGCAUCUUCGCCGCCGGCAAACGGCGCCGUCGGCGACUGCACCAGCUCUUUGGCGAGCGGCUCGUCGUGCACCCUCAACUGCGACUCCGGCUACGCCCUGUCCGGCACCAGGUCUUGCAGCGCCGGCACACUUACCGACACAGCAGCUUGCACUGCGAACCCGUGCGAUGCAUCUUCGCCGCCGGCAAACGGCGCCGUCGGCGACUGCACCGGCUCUUUGGCGAGUGGCUCGUCGUGCACCCCCAACUGCGAUUCCGGCUACGCCCUGUCCGGCACCAGGUCUUGCAGCGCCGGCACGCUCACCGACACAGCAGCUUGCACUGCGAACCCUUCCUCACCGGCGAACCCUUCCUCACCGGCAAACUCUUCCUCACCGGCGAACUCCUCCGCAUCUUCGGUCCCGUCUCCUUCACCGCCUCCGCUGCCACCGCCUCCGCCACCGCCUCCUCCAAACCUCGUCCUCGACGCCGUCGACGCGGCACACACGCCGCGUGAUAUCCUCGGCGCACUACUACUCGCGUGCGUGGCCCUUCUUGUGCAAUAA
This is a messenger RNA of Micromonas commoda, 2172 nucleotides long. RefSeq lists its product with no specific name. NCBI's taxonomy places the organism in Eukaryota, Viridiplantae, Chlorophyta, Mamiellophyceae, Mamiellales, Mamiellaceae. The transcript has 3 exons. The record is from RefSeq and is a predicted model, not a curated record. Bases 1 to 2172 code for a protein of 723 amino acids.